AUGGAGAAUUUGGAGACGGAAGUAGCAGAUUAUGUUAGUAGAAGUCGUAAAGAAAAGCAAAACAUCACUAUCACUUUCAAACCAGAAGAGCAACAACUGUUACGUGUUAGUUGUACUCCAAAAAGUCUGGCAGAUUCCAGCUGUGUUGGGGUAGAGGAGCACCAUGCUGUUGACAUUGAUCUGUAUCACUGUCCCAACUGUGCAAUUCUCCACGGACCUUCUCUAAUGAAAAAGAGGAGGAACUGGCACAGACAUGACUACACAGAGUUGGAUGAUGGUUCCAAACCAGUGCAGGCUGGAACACGGACCUUCGUUAAACAGCUGCGGGCUCGCUCUUUCCCAAGUGCUGAUGAAGUCAUUUUGAAAAUGCAUGGAAGCCAGUUGACACAAAGAUACUUGGAGAAACAUGGGUUUGACGUUCCCAUUAUGGUUCCUAAAUUAGAUGGUCUGGGGCUCCGACUUCCUCCGCCAACUUUCUCCGUUUUAGAUGUGGAACGCUAUGUAGGUGGCGACAAAGUGAUAGAUGUAAUAGAUGUAGCAAGACAAGCAGACAGUAAAAUGAAGCUCCAUAAUUAUAUUAAAUAUUUCACAAAUCCUGACCGACCAAAGGUAUUGAAUGUGAUCAGCCUGGAAUUCUCGGACACAAAGAUGUCUGAAUUAGUGGAAGUACCAGAUAUUGCCAAAAAGCUUUCAUGGGUGGAAAAUUAUUGGCCAGAUGAUUCUGUCUUCCCUAAGCCUUUUGUUCAGAAGUAUUGCUUGAUGGGUGUCCAGGACAGCUAUACUGAUUUUCAUAUUGAUUUUGGAGGAACGUCAGUUUGGUACCAUGUUCUCUGGGGUGAGAAGAUAUUCUAUUUGAUCAAGCCCACUGAUGAAAAUUUGGCUCUAUAUGAGUCUUGGAGUUCAUCUGUCACCCAGAGUGAAGUGUAUUUUGGGGACAAGGUUGACAAAUGUUACAAAUGUGUUGUGAAGCAAGGACACACUUUAUUUGUUCCAACAGGUAAGAUUUACCCUUAUUACUAG
Messenger RNA from Cariama cristata (Red-legged seriema), 1020 nucleotides. Its product is annotated as lysine-specific demethylase 7A-like. The transcript is spliced from 8 exons. Gene Ontology annotation, molecular function: transcription coregulator activity; histone demethylase activity. NCBI's taxonomy places the organism in Eukaryota, Metazoa, Chordata, Aves, Cariamiformes, Cariamidae. Bases 1 to 1020 code for a protein of 339 amino acids. The record is from RefSeq and is a predicted model, not a curated record. Gene Ontology annotation, biological process: protein demethylation; regulation of transcription by RNA polymerase II.